AUGGCUCGUUCCAGAGCUCCUUCGUCUUGCUUUGGAGCCAAAAAGCAAAGAUUAGAUGAAGAAUCAACAUCACGACCAUGCGUUCCUCGUAAUGGCCUUAGCACACCUGGGGUUGUUAGACGUGAAAUGUGUUACUUUUGCUUUGACGUCCUUCACAACCAUUUACAUAAUAUUGAACCUCCUCCUGCCCCCAAGACAUUUCCAAACAGCUCCUAUCCGCUUUUCGUGACAUGGACGUAUGGAAAAGAGGAAAAACUUCGUGGAUGCAUAGGCACUUUUACUGCCAUGAAUAUACAUAAUGGUCUUCGUGAAUAUGCGAUUAACAGUGCCAUCAAGGAUAGUCGCUUUUCACCAAUAACAGAAGAAGAGUUUCCUAAUCUGACAUGUUCAGUUUCCUUGCUUUUAAAUUUUGAAGAGGGGAAAAACUAUCAGGAUUGGCAGAUUGGUGUUCAUGGAAUCCGAAUUGAAUUUGUUAAUGAAAAAGGAUAUCAUCGCACUGCUACGUAUUUGCCUGAAGUUGCUUACAAACAAGGUUGGAAUCAUUGCGAAACCAUUGAUUCUCUUCUUCGAAAAGGUGGUUACCGUGGUAAUAUAAGUGAGGCAUUUCGACAAUCGAUACGGCUUACUAGAUAUCGUAGCGAAAAAUAUAGUGUGCAUGCAUCAGAGUAUUUACGUGCUCGUCAAAAUGGUUAUCGUGUUUAA
Schistosoma spindalis is the source of this 702-nucleotide messenger RNA. The record is from the annotation of a GenBank genome assembly. NCBI's taxonomy places the organism in Eukaryota, Metazoa, Platyhelminthes, Trematoda, Strigeidida, Schistosomatidae.